GAGCUUCUGAUCUUCAUCGUUCAGGUUGUACUCAAGCCGGUACUGUACUGAGAUCAGAGCUGCUUUACACAUGAUGAUCCGGCUGUGUGUGAGUUGGCUGGUUUUGCUGUUGGGAGUUCAGCUUGUUUUGGCUCAGCUGGACGAUCUCGAUGAUGAUGAUGAUGAUGAUGCUGAUGAUGUAGCAGACAAGAGAAAUGGAAGAAACAAAAAUAAACCAAUCACCUCAAAUGUCAUCCCAAAAAACAACGAUGAGGACUGUAAUUUGGAACUGGCAUUUUUGGUGGACAGUUCAGAAAGUGCCAAAGGCAACCAUGCCCAAGAGAAGCGCUUCGUUACAGAUCUCGUUACCCGGAUCCAGAACAUCAAUCUCCAAACCGGACAGGGCUUGAACUUCAGAACUGCUCUCCUUCAGUACAGCAGUCAUGUGAUCACCGAGCAGACCUUCAAAGAUUGGAGAGGUGUGGCCACCUUCCAUGACCGCAUUGCGCCCAUUUCCUACAUAGGGCACGGUACCUACACUACCUACGCCAUCACCAACCUCACCCGCAUCUACCUGGAGGAGUCUGGCCCUGGCACCGUGAAGGUGGCCAUUCUGCUGUACGACGGCGUGUCGCAUCCCAAGAAUCCCGAUAUUUUCUCUGCUUUAGCUGAUGCCAAGAACCAAGGGAUUAAAUUCUUCACAGUAGGUUUCACAUCCGCUGCCAACGUGGAACAGCUGCGACUACUGGCCAGCCCUCCAGCCGCCCGCUACGUACACAACCUACAGGACAAGAGCGUCGUGGACAAGAUCCUCAAAGAGAUUACUGGGGUAGCUAAUGAAGUGUGUCCUCUUUCCCCAAAAUGCACUUGUGAGAAAGGAGAUCGAGGACCCAGUGGACCCGCUGGUAAAAAGGGUCGUCCUGGAGACGAUGGAAGUCCAGGAGCUAAAGGACAAAAGGGAGAGGGCGGUUUCAGUGGAUCUCCUGGACGAGACGGGACAGAGGGGAAACCCGGAUACAAAGGAGAAAAGGGAGAGCGAGGAGAGUGUGGAACACCAGGAGUCAAAGGAGACCGAGGUCCGGACGGUCCUGUUGGUAUCAGAGGAAGUCGAGGGCUGCAGGGUUCGCCCGGACCUAAUGGAGACAUUGGACCAGAGGGCCUAACGGGCAAAAAGGGGGAGAGAGGCUUUCCUGGACCACCAGGAAUACAGGGCGAGACUGGCACUGGGCUUCCUGGACCAAAGGGUGAUGUGGGGUUCCAAGGCAGAAUGGGUCCUCCCGGGCCUCCUGGGCUCGGCGAGCCGGGUCUACCGGGGCCACAGGGGUCGCAGGGUUUGCCUGGAGAGAAGGGCCCUACAGGAGAGGGUUUACCGGGGCCAAAGGGUGAGAGGGGUCUGGAGGGGCCGAAAGGACCCAGGGGACCAAUAGGUCCUGGCAUUAAAGGAGACAAGGGUGAUUUUGGUCCUCCUGGGCUUCAAGGUCCAGUUGGGCUUCCUGGAGAAGGCAUCCAAGGACAGAAGGGUGUGGAAGGACCACGUGGACCCCCGGGAAGCAGAGGCCCAUCGGGUGAGGGCUACCCGGGAUCGAAGGGUGACCAAGGUUUACCAGGUGAGAGUGGCGCACCAGGAGAGAGAGGAGCAGGAGAAUCGGGAGCUAAAGGGGAACCUGGAGCUCCAGGGUUUUCAGGAUUACCAGGAUUACCUGGGGAAGAUGGAGCUCCAGGACAGAAGGGAGAACCAGGAGCCUCUGGGUCGAGGGGCCCUGAAGGAGCCGCAGGAGUGGGCAUCCAGGGUGAAAAAGGUGAUCAGGGUCAGCGGGGGGUCCGUGGGUUAGCAGGGCCAUCAGGAAUAGCUGGACCCUCAGGGUCAAAGGGAGAGCCUGGCACCCCUGGGCGACUGGGUUUACCUGGACUACCGGGACGUGCAAUACCAGGACCAAAAGGUGACUCAGGCCCAUCAGGUCCACCCGGGUUAGUAGGAGAGACAGGAUAUGGACUUCCUGGACCAAAGGGUGAUCGUGGUGACCCUGGUCCUCUUGGUCUCAGCGGCCCUAAAGGCGACGGCUAUCCUGGACCCUCAGGGCCUCCCGGUCUUCCUGGUCUUCCAGGAGAACAUGGUCAAGAGGGCAUCGGGAUACCAGGACCAAAGGGUGAUGUCGGCUUCAGAGGUUUACCGGGCCAACCUGGACCUCCAGGGGAAGGACUGCAAGGACCACCUGGCAACAUGGGAAGACCAGGACCUCCUGGGCCAACUGGGCCACCAGGACAAGGCAUACAGGGUCCAAAAGGAGAUCAGGGGUCGCAGGGUGUAACCGGGCCAAGGGGACCUCUUGGAGAAGGAAUGCCGGGGUCAAAGGGGGAUCGUGGAGCUCAGGGUGAGAGAGGGAUGAAGGGAGUUAAAGGUGACAUGGGAGAUUCUGGCGUUCCUGGACAAACAGGUAGACCAGGAAUCAAAGGAGACUCUGGGCUAACGAGGGACGACAUCAUCAGAAUGAUCAGGGAGAUUUGUGGCUGUGGAGUCAAAUGUAAAGAGCGUCCUAUGGAGCUGGUGUUUGUGAUUGACAGCUCUGAGAGCGUUGGGCCUGAAAACUUUGAGAUCAUAAAGGACUUUGUGGCCGCACUAGUGGACAGACUCACCGUGGGACGUAAUGCCACUCGAGUUGGCCUCGUUUGUUACAGCCUUGAGGUCCAGCUUGAGUUCAACCUCGCUCGCUACAUGACCAAACAAGAUGUUAAACAAGCCAUACGCAGGGUUCCCUACAUGGGCGAGGGCACGUACACCGGCUCUGCCAUCCGCAAAGCAACUCACGAAGCGUUUUACAGCGCGAGGACGGGUGUGAGGAAGGUUGCCAUUGUCAUCACUGACGGGCAGACAGAUAAACGUGAGCCUGUGAAGCUGGAGAUCGCUGUUAGAGAGGCGCACGCAGCCAACAUCGAGAUGUACGCGCUGGGGAUUGUUAACAUUAGUGAUCCGACACAGGAAGAGUUUCUCCAGGAGCUUAAUCUCAUUGCGUCGGACCCUGACACUGAGCACAUGUACUACAUAGACGACUUCAACACCCUGCCAGCUCUGGAGUCCAAACUAGUCAAUCAGCUCUGUGAGGAUGAGAACGGAGCACUCAUCUUCAGUCGCAUUAAUGGUUUUGAAAACGGAUAUGGAAUUAAUGGCAACCGCAUCAAUGGGAACGGCGGGUAUAAUUCUGGCACCAACAUAAAUGAAGGCAACAGAGAGAACAAGGGAUCACAAUCUGGGAUGAACACUGUUACUCAAGAGCGCGGGAAGGGAGAAACGUUUGCUCUAACAUUUGGUCCAGACAUUAAUGAGGAGGCUGAGCGUGUAACUGAGACACCAAACACUUCAGAGCAGAGCAGCGGUAGAGGAGAUACUCCAACAAUUACUGGGACAUCCACAAAUAUCAGACCUUCAUCAGGGACAUCAUCAUCAUCAACAACUGUGAACUCGUCAUCAUCCUCAGUGCUGUAUAUACCAGCGCCACGACCACCGUUACCUAGAGAGUUUGUGUCUCUGGACCCCCGUUGUGAGCUGCUCCUGGAUCAGGGCCCUUGUCGGGACUAUAACAUCCGAUGGUACUACGACCGGCAGGCCAACGCCUGCGCACAGUUCUGGUAUGGAGGCUGUGAUGGGAACCGGAACCGCUUUGACACAGAAGAAGAGUGCAAGAGGACAUGUGUGGUCGUGAGAGCAGGAGGCUGAUAUCAACUGUGGAGACAUUUUCCUUUGUCUGUAAUUCCUCACGACGGACCUGCACUGAAAAACCCAAAGCAUAAACAUGUUGUAGGAAAGAACAUUUAUUAAGGGACAUUGUUAUGCAACAGUAGCUCAUCGAGAAAGCGUAUCAUUUCAUAUCACAACCAGCAGAACUGUGAAUUUGCAAUAUUGUACACUGUUAUAGUUAAACAACAUUAAUUGAAUUGGCAUUUACGUAAUAAAUGAAAUGUGUUCUUGAUUU
Messenger RNA from Rhinichthys klamathensis goyatoka, 3947 nucleotides. RefSeq names its product collagen, type XXVIII, alpha 2b (gene col28a2b). The record is from RefSeq and is a predicted model, not a curated record. The coding region runs from base 71 to 3691 and encodes 1206 amino acids. Lineage: Eukaryota; Metazoa; Chordata; Actinopteri; Cypriniformes; Leuciscidae. Gene Ontology annotation, molecular function: serine-type endopeptidase inhibitor activity. The transcript has 36 exons.